Molecule: messenger RNA, 1814 nt
Organism: Sinocyclocheilus grahami
Lineage: Eukaryota; Metazoa; Chordata; Actinopteri; Cypriniformes; Cyprinidae
Product: follistatin-A-like
Exons: 5
Coding region: 78-1037 (319 amino acids)
Biological process (GO): anatomical structure development
Molecular function (GO): extracellular matrix binding; protein binding; collagen binding
Source: RefSeq, a predicted model, not a curated record
GAGUGCGAAGCAUCGGGAGAACAUCUGUCCAUCUGUAGUCCGUCUGUCUCCAACGCGCGUCUCCACUUUUUCUGAGGAUGCUACAGUUACCGCAGCUCCGCCAGGGCGUUAUCGCGCUUCUCAUAUGGUUCGCACACUUGAUGGAACAGCAGAAAGUACAAGCUGGCAACUGCUGGCUUCAGCAGGGCAAGAACGGGAGAUGCCAGGUUCUCUACGUGUCUGGGAUGAGUUGGGAAGACUGUUGUAGAAGUGGCCGUCUGGGCACGGCUUGGACCGAGGAGGAUGUACCCAAUAACACGCUUUUCCGGUGGCUGAUCUUCAAUGGUGGUGCACCGAACUGCAUACCUUGUAAAGAGACUUGUGAUAAUGUGGACUGUGGUCCUGGAAAGAGGUGCAAAAUGAACAAGCGGAAUAAGCCUCGCUGCGUAUGUGCCCCAGACUGCUCCAAUGUCACCUUUAAAGGGCCUGUGUGUGGCUCCGAUGGGAAAACAUACCGGAACGAAUGUGCCCUCCUUAGGGCCAAGUGCAAGAGACACCCUGACCUGACUGCGCAGUACCAGGGAAAAUGCAAAAAAUCAUGCUAUGAUGUGCGCUGUCCUGGAAGCUCGACGUGUGUACUGGACCAGACCAACAACGCCUACUGUGUGACCUGCAACCGGCUUUGCCCUGAGGUGACCUCACCGGAUCAGUACCUGUGCGGGAAUGACGGGAUUGGGUACGCCAGCGCCUGCCAUAUCCGAAGGGCAACGUGCAUCAUGGGAUGGUCCAUUGGAGUCGCCUACGAGGGGAAAUGCAUAGACGCCAGGUCCUGUGAAGACAUCAAAUGCCGGGAGGGACGAAAGUGUCUGUGGGACAAGCGGACGGGACGGGGACGCUGUGUGGUAUGCGAGGACACCUGUCCCGAGAGUCGUCCGGGUGACAGCGUCUGCGCCAGCGACAACGCCACUUACCCGAGCGAGUGUGCCAUGAGGCAGGCCGCCUGCUCUUUGGGUCUCGUCCUGGAAGUCAAACACUCGGGCUCCUGCAACUGUAAGUAGUGGAUGCUAAACCUGGCCGCACCCAUGUCCCGCAUUCCCUCCCCCUGCCGAAAACACCCUUCUUUCUUGCCCCUCCCAUUGCCCCCACAAGGAACACGAGGACUGUCGGAGAGAAAGUGUGUAUUAGCCCUUGUGUUGGCUUCCUCUCGCAAAGACUUAACUCAGAGGCGAUGAGAUGUUAGAAGUGUCCGGGACAGUGCAGUUGUCCCCUGCUCAUCUAUCGAUGAGGUGUUAAGCCAAAAUCUUUGAGGUCAAGCCUGGAAGGAUUUCCGUUUGGGAUGCGAGACAGUUUUGAACAUGCUGCUCAUCUGAUUUUGUUUCACUGUCUGCACAUCAGAGACAGAAACGUGACUGACGGUAUCAUGUGGAAAGUGAACAUAAACUCACUUAGCGUGCUCUGUUUGUGAAUCGUCUUGUUGUUUUUGCUCUAUAGCAGGCUGACCUGCUCUGUGAUGGACAAAGAAAAGCGAACCUGGUGCCAUUAUGGUGCACGGUCAGAAAUCCACCAAUUGCGAAAGUGACAAAAAAUGCCCUGGAAAUAUAAAUUGUACGGGGGCAGAAAGUUUUUUUUAAAUGUGUAUUUUAAUAUAUAGAUAUAUUUCUGACACAUAUUUUAAUUGCAGUUUUUGAAAUGGUCAGUAUGCUGUGUUUUAUAUGCCCAGAAAAUCAAUUCCAAGAGACAAAUAUUGUCUGCGGACGUUCGUUUCCGACCCCAGCUAACAUCUCUAACACCUUUGUCUAUCGUCUGUGUAAUAAAGGGAAACUCAAUUUUUUCAC